Molecule: messenger RNA, 2267 nt
Organism: Caenorhabditis elegans
Lineage: Eukaryota; Metazoa; Nematoda; Chromadorea; Rhabditida; Rhabditidae
Gene: srpa-68
Product: Signal recognition particle subunit SRP68
Exons: 6
Coding region: 5-1873 (622 amino acids)
Biological process (GO): SRP-dependent cotranslational protein targeting to membrane
Cellular component (GO): endoplasmic reticulum; cytoplasm; nucleolus
Molecular function (GO): endoplasmic reticulum signal sequence receptor activity; RNA binding; 7S RNA binding
Source: RefSeq, marked reviewed
GGAAAUGACAAACGACGUGGAGAUGAAAUCAGAGACUGAAGAGCUUCCACCAUUCCCCACUGUUCAUAUUCUUCAGGUCGUAAAAGACGCUCAACAGCAACACGGUUUACGACAUGGUGAUUAUGCUCGCUAUAGAAAGUACUGUGCAGCAAAGUUGGAGCGCAUGAGAAAAGCAUUGAAAUUCACGAAUUCGCACAAUUGCCAGAAGAAGAGAAAAGCGAAGUUUGUCAAAAAGUGGCUUUCUGUGGAGUCGGUGCAAAAUGUGCAAUUUCUUAAUUUUGGAAUUUUCGAAUCAGAGCGGAGAUACGCUGAAGCAAUGAUUGACAAGAUCACGCUUGAAGACAACCCAGAAAAGUCAAGAAAGAAGUUUUCAAUGAUAAAUUCACUCCGUAAGGCUGUUCUUCACGCUACAAAUCUCGAAAAAAUCGUCCAGGAAAGCGAAAGAUUUGACGCUCCAACAAAACUCGAAGCGCAAGCUUAUGCAGCAUGGAUGCGUGGAAUGUGCUCUUUUGAAUCUCGAAACUGGCAGAAAGCAUCUGAAUCCCUCAAGCUCGCUAAAACUGUUUAUGAGAAGCUUGCUGAAGCCACCAACAACACUACACUUUCUUCGAUUUUCAAGGGUCGUUGUCGUGAAAUUCAACCUCAACUUCGACUUUGUGAAUUCAAUAUCGCCGAGUCUCCUGGUGCUGUUGGAACAAUGACAGAGCUUAUGGAAUUGAGAAUGCAAAUGGGAGAAGGAGGAGACAGUUCUGUUGAUAAACUAAUCUCGGAAAUGCGAGCUUCUGCUACAUCCGCUGAAGUUGUCACCAUCGAAUGGGGAGGAGCUAAGAGUACUGUUGACGAUGAAAAAGCAAAGCAAGUUGUUCAAGAAUGGAAGCAAACAGAAGUCGAAUUGGCACAAUGCCAAACUCCAAAAGAGAAAAUGGCUCUCUUUGAAAAAGCCACCGCUGAUACUCGUGAUGCUAUAGAUCGAAUUUCGGAUAUUAUUCGCCGUAAAAGUUCUGAAAAUGCUGACACGACUGUUCUUCAAUCAAUCAAGGCUUAUUUGGAAUUCCUGAAAAUGAACGGAACUGCUUCGCGUUACUUGGCUAUUAUUGAUAACACAAAAAGUGAAAAGAAGAGCAAACCUCAAGAUCUUUUGAGACUCUACGAUUCUGUUAUCGAAAUUUACAAAGAAGUCGCAGAAAUCCCGGGAGCUGAUCAUGACAAAAAUCUUAUUCAAGCAUUUGAAGUCAAAGUUGAGUACUACAGAGCUUUCAGAUGUUUCUAUAUGGCUUCUUCUUAUUCUGCUCUUCAUAAGUACAGUGAAGCCGCUGCUCUCUUUGACAGAACUGUUUCUCGAGUUCAAGAUGCAGAAGGAAAACUUAAGAAAUUAAAAUCGAGCUCAUUUAUCACCAAUGAAACUCAAUCGUCAUUGAAUGAGCUCCGAUCUGAAGUGGAAUCUGCGAAGGUUACUGUACGAGCUGCUCGUUUGGCUUCCGCUGCUGGAGAUGUUAAAACCGAUUCGGAACUUGCCAAGAUUAUUGAUAAACGCCCACUUCUGGAGACAGUCAAUGAAUGGCGUCAAUGGGAUGUUCGUAACUCCUUGAAAGAUAAAAAGACAAUUCCAGUUGCCAGUUUACCACCAGCUUUUAUUCCAAUGCCGAACAAACCUAUUUUCUUCGAUUUGGCAAACUUCCAUCUUACCAUGCCCAAUGUUGAUGACCGUCUUGAAAAACUCCAAAAAGAUCGUGAUGCUACUCCAAAGAAGGCAGCGAAAGGAUCUUCUGCAGCAGCUGCUUCGUCAAAAACUUCAAAUCAAGAAGAAGAAGAACAACAAGGACUUACUGGAAUGCUUUCCGGGUGGAAAAAGAGUUUCUGGGGAAAUAAAUAAGACUACGAAGACGUUGAAUAGAGUAUUAAUUAUCAUUUGUUACUGUUGUUUCGUUGUCCAUAGAUACCUCUUGCAUCGGCCCAGUUUCUCAUAUUUAAUGUUUUUUUUCUGGUUUUUCACACAGUUCUUCUGUUCUUUCCUGUCUUCAAUUUUCUGAGAUUUUGUUACAAAGUAACAUUUCUCUAAAUUUCUUGUGAUACCAUAUUCAUUUCUACCCCAGACUUUUUGCUCUUUUUUUAUGGUUUGAUUCAAAAAUAGCUAAGGUAUUUAUUUGAUACCUUCAUCCACACCUUUCCCCUGCCCUCAUCUCUUCUUGGAAACUUCGUUUUUUAUUGGAACGGCGUUUCGUACUAUUCGGAAUCAGAGUCUCGUUUUAAUAAAGAUAUUUAUUGUG